Messenger RNA from Neurospora hispaniola, 958 nucleotides. RefSeq lists its product as uncharacterized. The transcript is spliced from 2 exons. The record is from RefSeq and is a predicted model, not a curated record. NCBI's taxonomy places the organism in Eukaryota, Fungi, Ascomycota, Sordariomycetes, Sordariales, Sordariaceae. The coding region runs from base 280 to 582 and encodes 100 amino acids.
GGCAGGCUGGGCUCGAAGUGGAUGGAUGUUUUCGGUCAUACAAGCUGCGCGGAUACCGGCCACUUGCUAGCGAUACACGAGGCCCAUUUCGGUUAUGUGUUCCCGGCAGCGGUCGAACAGACGCAUAAUCGCGCGUUAAAUGGACACCAAGCGCUCCGCAAUUACAUACAAAGAGGAGGUUACUUGUUGAUGAAAGCUCCGACCAUCUGCUCCCUCGUGCGCUUCCUGCUUACCAAGCGUUAAAAAGGUGAACAGCGCGGUCGGCAUUGGUUGAGCUGAAUGGGUAGCUCUACCUAUAUCCGAGUUGCUGCAUGCUGGCCGCGUCUCUGGAUUCCAUCAGUUGCGGGGGUGUUUUUCAAGGUCGCAAAGGCCGAGGAAAAGGCGCGCCAAACAGCCCGAGUCUUACAUGUGCAUCAUCCCGGCUAUCGCCAUCCAGUCUUUAUUCCAUGGGUCUUGCUCUCUGACGUGUCAUACCCUUGCUGCUCCGAAAAGGAAGACACAAAAGGAAACACAGGCUCACACGCAAUCUCUCUCGCACACACGCCGAGAAUUCGACCCAUUACUCGCGACUUUGUUUGUUAGCACCUCUACACUACUACCGACGGAAACUCUGCGACGAACCGGCCCGGAGGGAAGAGCCGCCAACGGUCAAAUAGAUACCUGAUACAUGCAUCAAACCUUAGCACUUUCCAGUAUCAUCAAGCGCGGAUCAGUGGGCUGGUUGGUCAUUCGAGUUAGCAAGCAUCCGUCUCGUACUUGAAGGACGUUUCGUUGCUGGCAUUCAGGACGCAGCCAGUCUUGGCAGUAUAGAUCUGGGUCCGUGGUAAAACGCGUUGCUGAGAGAGGUCGGUCGGUGUUUCUUUUGUUCCUUUCCGUUGACAACAAGACUCGGUUCCUGUCGGUCCAUCUCGUCACAUUGUUUCUCUGUACGCUGUGCCCCGUGUCGGGUCGCUCUGUC